Messenger RNA from Mytilus trossulus (common blue mussel), 1680 nucleotides. RefSeq lists its product as uncharacterized. Bases 293 to 1651 code for a protein of 452 amino acids. Gene Ontology annotation, biological process: response to metal ion; phytochelatin biosynthetic process; detoxification of copper ion. The record is from RefSeq and is a predicted model, not a curated record. Gene Ontology annotation, molecular function: glutathione gamma-glutamylcysteinyltransferase activity; metal ion binding. The transcript is spliced from 3 exons. NCBI's taxonomy places the organism in Eukaryota, Metazoa, Mollusca, Bivalvia, Mytilida, Mytilidae.
AAAAUUUGUACAUCAGAUUCUAAACAUGCUAACCUAAAUUUGACAGAAUUCAUGAUUCAUAAAUAAGGCAAAUACAAUCACUAAUUCGUAGGCUAUAAGGUUUAUAACUUUUAUACCAACACCAACACGUAAAGAGCAGGAUGUAAAAUCGUUGAAACUAUAUAAAUAGCAAGACUAGUCAUGCCAGACGUGUAAUUGUGUAUUUCGGAUCUCACACAUUGAAUGUGUUUACAACUUCAUGUGUAGCUACAGCACGGUUAUUCUCAAUACAGUUUGAAGAAAGAAACAAAUAAUGGAACCCAUUUCAGAAAGUGUUAAAAAGAAAUCCAUAUCAGACAUAAAAGAUACUCCAAAGCUACAGUUCUAUAGGCGUAAACUUCCAGAUUCAUGCAUUCCGUUUUCAUCACCAGAAGGGAAGAAUAUAUUUCAGGAAGCGUUGCUAUUCGGACAUAUGGAGUGCUAUUUUAAAUUAGCUGCACAGUUUCGUACCCAAGAUGAGCCAGCUUUUUGUGGAUUAAGUACACUUGUCAUGGUAUUAAACGCACUGGAAAUUGAUCCUGAACAAGUUUGGAAAGGACCAUGGCGAUGGUAUCAUGAGAAUAUGUUGGACUGUUGCGUUCCAGUUAAAGUUAUAGAACAAGAUGGGAUUAAUUUAGGCCAGUUUGUGUGUCUUGCUGAAUGCAAUGGCUUAGAAACCAAGAUGAUAAUCGUAGAUGAAAAUGCUACUCUUGAAAUUUUCCGGGAAGUUCUGCUAAAAUAUACCAAGCAGGAUGAUUACUUAAUAACAUUGUCAUAUUCGCGCAAAGUUCUUUCUCAGACUGGAGAUGGACACUUCUCUCCGGUUGGUGGUUAUCAUGUAGAACGAGACCUUGUCCUCAUAUUGGAUACAGCUAGGUUCAAGUAUCCUCCACAUUGGGUAUCCGCUUCUUUACUAUUUGAAGCUAUGCAAGUCAAAGACAAAUCAACAGGAAAACCCAGAGGAUACGUCAUAAUGAAUAAAAAGCCAAGUAGUCGACCACUACUUCUUUUCCGAUUGUCUGAUCAAUUUGGAAUAAUUUUGGAAAAGUCUUGCACUAAGUCUAAUAUGAGCAUGUUACGUGGUUGGAAAGCAUGGUUAGCGGAGCCAUGCGACAGUUGUGUCAACAUUGAAGGUAUUAUAGCUAACGCUGUCAACUUCCUUGUAAAAGAGGCAACUACGUCAACCCAACAAGAAUUCAUUUUUACAACACAACUUGAUAUCAAAUGUUGUCAAGGCAUUUCUGAUCAACACUUAUGUUCUAUCAAAACAUUAAUUGAUGAGCUACAAGAUCACGAAGUGUAUAAACUAGUGGAUGCUACAUUCAGCACAAAAUUUGCUAAUACCAACUGCGAAGCAUUAUUUGGAACUCCAGCUGUAUUCUUCAAUGAACCAUCCGGCUCAAUGAAAUGUGUGCGAAUGUUACAGUCACAACAUUUUAUUACGCUCUUGCUUCUAUGUUCACCAUACAAGGUUAUGGUAGACACACUACAAAACACUACGGGAGCAAUGCUUAACACCUUUCUCCAACAAAUCAUGGGUUUGGAAGAAACAAAAUAUUUAAAAAAUGAAAUCGGACUUUUAAAAAAACAGUUCAAAGUUUUGUUUUGUUCCUACAAAAUCUGUUGUAAAUGAAUCAUAAAUUAAAUUAAACUACCCUGUCA